GCUCUCUAGCUUUCCUAACCGCUUUUCUCAUUUCCUUUGACAUCACACUAUGACAAACCUCUGGAGCUAUUUUUUCGGCGCGAAGGAUGAGUUGGAUCCUGCGAUGCGGGACUUGCUCGACAAGGGCGAGAUCACUCAGGAGGAAGUGGACCGCCAGCUCACGAUAAUGGAGGCGGAGAAGGAGGAGGUACAGGCAAAACACCAAGCGGAAAUCGACCAGUGGUACGCGCGCAAUGUAAAUCAGCGCUUUAACCUCCCCGCGGACGCGCGGUUGCCGUUGAUUGCGGGUGGGGUAAGCAUCUGGUCCGGAUGCUUUGGCUUCUACAACGGCUUGAAGGCGGCCUCGUUAAAGUACUUGGCGGAAAACGCACACCGCUUGCCCAAGAAGAAGGGGGGCUGGUACUUCUAUCACAAGAGAAAAAACCACGUGUGCUACAUGAAGGGCAUGGAGGCUGCCUUCAAGAACCUCGCGCGCACCAACAUCCUCGUAGUGGGCGGGCUCUUUGGCACCGAAGCGUUGUUAGACAAGGCCCGAGGCCAGAUUGACUUUUUGAACACGACUGUGGCCGCCGUGGCUGCCGGUGCUACCUACGGCGGGUUAUUCAAAUUAACCCGUGUGCAGACCGUGAACCUCAUGAGACAGGGCUUGUGGCUCGGGUUGGCCGGUGGGUUGUUCCAGGACUAUUUCAUCUAUAAGAGAAGCCCCCAGGACGUGUGGUACGCAAAGUAUGCCUUGCACACGGGGGAGAAGCUCGCAGAUGCCUAGAAACAUAGCAUGUACUAUACCUGUAAAUAAAUGUAAAACCAUGAUUAG
Molecule: messenger RNA, 814 nt
Organism: Babjeviella inositovora NRRL Y-12698
Lineage: Eukaryota; Fungi; Ascomycota; Pichiomycetes; Serinales
Exons: 1
Coding region: 50-766 (238 amino acids)
Source: RefSeq, a predicted model, not a curated record